Messenger RNA from Anoplopoma fimbria (sablefish), 1997 nucleotides. RefSeq lists its product as uncharacterized. The coding region runs from base 411 to 1751 and encodes 446 amino acids. The transcript is spliced from 4 exons. The record is from RefSeq and is a predicted model, not a curated record. Lineage: Eukaryota; Metazoa; Chordata; Actinopteri; Perciformes; Anoplopomatidae.
UGCGCAGUCGCCCUGCGCAUCCGUCGUCUGCGGUGGACAGCGCAGCCAUUUCUCUGCCCCUCGUGAAAAACACACACACACACACACACACAGAGGUGGCGUUUGUCCACCACGCACAUAACUAACCCGUGCGAGUGGGGUUAGUCAUGACGUUAGCAGCAAACAGCGAGGCCGAACAUCACCGCCGCCCGAGACCAGCGAGCUGCAAACUUUCUUCCAAAUCAGCGCCUGCGCAGACGAAACGGUCUCUCACUGCCGCUGGUUGUUGCUGCGUCGGCCAUGGAGGGGAACCUGCAAGGAGGCUGCAGCAAUGCCCCGACGACUCACGUGAAGACUGAAGCGGUCGAUGAGAAGACAUCUGCGCUGGUUUUGGGCAGUCGCGAGUCGCCUGCGCCCUGCGGAGAUACCGCAUGCAGAGGGGGAGGAGGAGGAGGAGGAGGAGGAGGGGGGGGGAUCAGACUGCAGAGCAGCUGGCUGACACGACAACUACUCCUGUGCUGCUGUAUCCCGUGAGUACAGACCGCUUCUUCACCACAUCAGGGGAUGGGAAAACUUACCUGAAGAUAGCUCCAGCUUCAGCGAUGCCCCCCGCUCCCUCAGAGAAGACGCUCCCAUCCGGCUCCGAUUUCUCCUCCAAAGCCGUGUUGUGUCUGAUCGAGGCCGUUGGGCGCCGCUGGGGCCUAUACGAGACUCGGGAACGCUCACAGCUCUUCCAGAGCGUCCAGGAGGAGAUGGCCUCCAAGGGCCACGUGCUUCCUGUUGAGAAGAUCCGCCGCAAGUGGAACAACCUCAUCGUCACGUACAAGAGGGUUAAAGACCGCAGCCGGGAGACGGGACACGCUAAAACGUCCUGGGAGUUCUUUGAUCUUAUGGACGCAACGCUCUGCGACACCGUUGGCACUCAGAUCGCCAACAACAAGCGACACAAAGUUUCCGCGCUUCCUGGUCCUCUGGCAAAAAUCGCCGCCAAACCGCAGUUCCCACAGGCCACCACCACCAUUGUCCGCCCCAAUGGGGACUUUGCUUCGACUGGUGGUGUGGACUCAGAUGGUCACGUUGCAACCUGCAGUCAAAUCACCAGUAGCGCUGCUGCUGUUAGCUCACUGACUCCAGCGACCGUCAGCCCGACAGACGUUCCAGAGGUCAAGCCCCUGAUCGUCCUAAACAGCGACAUUGUUGCGACCAGCGUUCAUCCAGCCACCAUGGUGCCAUCUCCAUCCUUCAUCUCCUCGCCCUGUUUCACAGGAACAGCUUCUACUCCGCCUUGUCUCGGCUUGACGGGCAACACAGACCUCCACACACCGCGCUACGUAGGCCGCAGAGCUCCGUCGUUCUCGCCAGGCGUCAUACCCUUUCGCCUCAGCAGUGCGCCGCUGAGCAACAAUCACAAUCUCCUCGGCAUCUCCUCCUCUCUCCCGCGUGCUUCCUCGUCCCUCGCUUCCUCCACCUCCACCUCCACCUCCACCUCGUUAUCCGCAACGACCCCGUCAGGAAGCAAGGGACGGAGCCAGAGAGGAAACGAGGAGCGAACCAGCACCGGGUUGUUCCAGGAGGUCCUGAAUCAGCAGGAGGAGCAGGCCUACCUGGAUCGGGUGGCUGGCCGCAGGGUGGAGGCCAGAGAGAAGAGGCGGGAGAGGAGGGAGGUGCGGAUGGCGGAGUCCCUCGGCAGGAUAGCCACGGCCCUGGAGCUGCUCUCCUCCAAGCAGGACACGGUCAUCGCCCUCCUGCAGAGACUGGCUGAGCGGAAGUGAUGGAGGGUGUAAGAAGGAGCUUUGCAUUCCUGAGAUCACGCUUAUUAAAACAUUCAAAUCCUCCUAACAUGUAGUGACCCCACCUGAGUUCCAUAAUGCUACUGUAAAAAGGGUUUUACUCUCCUGAUCAUAAUGUAAAUACAAUUUUAUAAAAUCAUAUGAGCUGCUCACUUUUCUACAUUAAGCAUAAAGUGAAAUGGGGUGCUUUUGUUAUAUGCUUUCCAUUUUAGUGCAUUAGUUUUCUUC